AUGGCCAUGGAGGAAAUUAAACUCACACAGAAUGUCCAUUCUGAGGCUCUGGGUGCUGAUGUUGCAGACAAGAAGAAGGGAGGCAAGUUCCAGCCUUUUAAGAAGUUGUUUGGCAAAAGGAAAAAGAAAGACACUUCGAUUUCCCGGGAGGCGGAGGCAGGGAGGAAGAGCCGCUCUCCUCAGAGCGUCAGCAAUGGCACCUUCUCUUCCGACGAGGAGACCCUGGAGGACAGCCUGAGGUCCUUCAGCUUUUGUAUGGGAGCCCGGGCGCUUUCCCAUGACAGUAUUUUUAUCCCUGAUGGGGGAGCAGAAAGUGAGCAGACAGUUCAAGCAAUGUCACAGGACAACAUCCUGGGCAAAGUCAAAACUCUUCAGCGACAGUUGGGCAAGAACAUCAAGUUUGGGCAGCCGCCUCCCAGUGCCACCGCGCCCAUGAAGAGGGCGGACAGUGGGGAGGCCAGUCUGGAAGAGGACCCGUUCCCGGCCAGCCCCAUGGAGCCCGUGACUCCGCAGGACAUUGUCCUCUCCGACGCCGAGAACAGAUCUAGUGACACGCCAAGUUCUUCGAGUCCUCCGAAUCCGCCUGGAGCCAGAAGUGAGAUGGACGAGAAGGUAGCUCCAGCUAAACCUUCUCGGCCAAAAAGGCACUUCUCUUCUGCCGGCACCAUCGAGAGUGUCAACCUGGAUGCCAUCCCCUUGGCCAUCGCCCGCUUGGACAACAGUGCCGCCAAGCACAAGCUGUCCGUGAAGCCAAAGAACCAGAGGGUGUCAAAGAAGCACAGGCGGCUUGGGCCCGCUGGGGCUCGGCCAGACGAACCCGGCGGCCUCCCGGGCCAGCUGUCUCUGGACCAGAACGGACACCCCGGGGAAGACAAGCUGACGUGGCACGAGGAGGAGGAGGAGGAGCCGGAGCCUGAGCCUCUGGACGCCGAGGAAGAGCAGAGACGCCAGGAAGAGUACUGGCGGGAACUGGAGGCCAAGUGCAAGCGGCAGAAGGCGGAGGCGGCCGAGAGGAGGCGCCUGGAGGAGCAGAGGCUGCGGGCCCUGGAGCGGCGGCUGUGGGAGGAGAACCGCCGGCAGGAGCUGAUGGAGGAGGAAGGGGAGAGAGAAGGAGGAGAGGAAGAGGAGGGAGAGGAGGGCGAACCACAGCCAGAGGCUGGGAAGAGGCCGUGCCCAGAGGAAAGGCGGAGGCUGGACGAGCCGGGCGGCCCAGCCCCAGAGAGCAGGGAGCCGGAGGAAGGCGGGCACCGGGGAGCCGGGCAGCAGGAGCCCCUGGAGGGAGAGGCCGAGCGGCUGCAGCGCCUCGCGCACCAGGACCUGGAGGCGAGGAGCAGGCAGGAGGCCGAGAAGCGGCGGCAGGAGGAAGAGGAGAGAGAGUUGAAGGAACUCAGGAGGCGGGAGGAGCUGGAGAAGCUGGAGGAGCAGAGGCGGCAGGAGGCGGAGAAGCAGCGGCUGGAGGAAGAGGAGAGGAAAAGGCAGGAGGAGGAGCAGCAGAGGCUGCGGGAGGAAGAGGAGAGGAAGCAGCAGGAGGAGGAGGAGCAGCAGAGGCUGCGGGAGGAGGAAGAGAACCGGCUGAAGGAGCUCAGAAGGCGGGAAGAGGAGGAGGCCAAGAGAAGGGAGGAGCAGAGGAAAAGGCAGGAGGACGUGGAGGCGGAGAAGGAGGAGUCCCGGGGAGCACGGGGAGGAGAGGAGAGCGGGUGGGAGACUGACAGUGCCGAGGAGCCAGAGGCCCCGAGACCUGGGAAGCCCAGAGAGAACACCGAGGAGCUGAGGGCCUGCAAGCAGCAGGGUCCCCGGGCCGAGCCCUCCGGAGAGCCGCAGGGGCAGAAUGGCUGUGCAGGCCCGGAAAAGAGGGACGAGCCCAGCACCCCGCCUCCCCAGAAGCAGGAGGUGUGCGGGGCAGCAGCGAGGGUGGCCCCGGAGCAGGACAGCAGGGUGGAGGAGCUGCGGUGGCAGGAGAUGGAGGAGAGGCAGACCAUGCCCAGGCCCUACACUUUCCAAGUGUCCUCUGGGGGCAAGCAGAUCCUCUUCCCCAAGGUCAACCUGAGCCCCAUGACGCCCCCGAAGGAUGCGGGGCCGGCUCCCACCCCGCACCAGCCCAAGGCCCCCCGGGCGGCCGGCCCCGCCCCGCACGCGCUGCCCUCGGCCCUGAGCAUCCCGCACACGGCCAUCCUGGUCACCGGCGCCCAGCUGUGCGGGCCGGCCGUCAACCUCAGCCAGAUCAAGGACACGGCCUGCAAGUCCCUGCUGGGCCUGGGCCUGUCGGAGGAGAAGAAGCCGGGGGACGCCCCCACCCCGGCCCCGGAGAGCCCGCCCCGGGCCCGGGCCGGCAGCAGCGGGAGGGCCCGGGCCCCGCAGGAGCCGGCGGCGAGCAGCGCGGCAGCCCUGGCCGAGUGGGCCUCCAUCCGCUCCCGCAUCCUGAGGAGCGCGGAGGGCGAGCAGGGCGGCCAGAGGGACCCGGCACCUCCCCCUGGGGACGAGUUCGCGCCCCGGGGCCGCUGUGACUCCCGGGGGACCCUCCGGAGGACCCCGCCGGGAAAUGCAAAGUUCUCCAUCAUGCCCGCCUGGCAGAAGUUCUCCGAUGGGGGCUCCGAGACCUCCAAACAGAGCGCCGAGAGCACGAGGAAAAGGUCGGGGCCGGGAGCCAGCGACCCGACGGCGCCCCCGUCCCCCGCUGCUGCCGCUGACAGCGAGGAGCCCCAGAAAGGCCCGGAGAGCCCGGGGCUGUCCCCGGAGCCCGCAGACACCACCGAGGGCUGCAAAUUUGCCAAAGACCUCCCGUCCUUCCUGGUCCCGAGCCCUCCUCACCCAACUCCGCAGAGAGCAGCGGCCCAGGCCGAGCCUGUGGCCGCUCCGGGCAGCGAGGCCGCCGGCGGCCCGGGCAAGCCGGACCCGGGGAUGCCGGGGGGAGAGGAAAAAGCCUCAGCCUCCCCUUUCGGGAUAAAGCUGAGAAGGACCAACUACUCGUUGCGCUUCCACUGCGACCAGCAGGCGGAGCAGAAGAAGAAGAGGAGGAAUGGCAGCACCGGGGAGGGCGCGGAGGGCGCUCCCCCGGCCCCAGAGCGCACGGAUGGAGAGAAGGGGGCCGAGGGGGUGGCCCCUAAGCAGGGCCCGGCCCUCCCCGCAGACAUCAAGCAAGGCCCCCAUGCCCGGAAGGACCCCGCCAUAAGCCCUUCCAGCCCCCCUGCCAUGGCCCAGCCUGCACCCCCGCCCGGCAGCAGCCAGGCCCCGGCCCCCCCGGAGCACACCAAGGCCGCCAGCAGGAUGCCCCUGGCGCAGAAGCCGGCCCUGGCGCCCAAGCCCCCCUCCGGGCAGACGCCCCCCACCUCCCCGGUCUGCAGACUGAGCAGGCCCUACCUGGCCGAGCUGCUGGCCCGGCGGCCGGGGAGGCCUGACCCGGAGCCCGGCAAGGAGGGCCCGGAGAGACGGGAGCCCGGGCCACCAUCUCCACCACCACCUCCCAGGAGGGAAGAGAAGAAGGAAGAGGCGGACACCGAGAGAAAAGCUGCUGCUCCUGCUCCGUCUGCAGCCCGGCAAGAGAGGCCUUCCCAGACGCCCGAGGCCGGGAGGAGAGAAAAGCCAGUGCUUCAGAGCAGACACUCUUUAGAUGGCUCCAAGCUGGCGGAGAAAGCAGAAACCGCGCAGCCACUGUGGAUAACGUUAGCCCUGCAAAAGCAGAAAGGGUUUCGGGAGCAGCAAGCUACUCGAGAGGAGAGGAAGCAAGCAAGGGAGGCCAAGCAGGCAGAAAAGCUCUCCAAGGACAACGUCAGUGUCAGUCCGCAGCCAGGAAGCAGCAGUGCCAGCAGAGCUGGAUCCCUGCCCAAGUCCACGGCUCAGCCAGAAGAGAAGAAGCCGGAGACAGCAGGGUCCAGGCUUGAGCGCAGAGAGCAGCUGAAAAAGGCCAACACCCUCCCCACAUCGGUGACAGUGGAGAUCUCUGACUCGCCUCCCCCCGCGCCACUGGUGAAAGAAGUCACCAAGAGGUUUUCCACCCCCGAUGCUGCUCCCGUCUCCACAGAACCAGCCUGGCUGGCUUUGGCCAAAAGGAAAGCCAAGGCCUGGAGCGACUGCCCACAGAUUAUUAAGUAA
Pipistrellus nathusii (Nathusius's pipistrelle) is the source of this 4089-nucleotide messenger RNA. The record is from the annotation of a GenBank genome assembly. NCBI's taxonomy places the organism in Eukaryota, Metazoa, Chordata, Mammalia, Chiroptera, Vespertilionidae.